AUUUGAGCAUUUACUGUACUUAUUAAAAACCCUGCCGUCCUGGCCAACACUGUGGUUUUCUCCUGCAUGAAAUGUGCAAAACCCCGGGUGCGCCUCUUUAUCUCAUGAACUGGUAACAAAAAAAAAGCAACCGCUUUCUACUUCCAAAGCGAUACAUUUCCAUUUUUGUUAAUUUUUGUUGACCGCCUACUUAUUCCGAGGUUGCUGGCUCCCCCGCACUGACACCCAAGUGCCUGCUCUGGUCUUCGCUACUCCCAGUGGCUGCGGCGCCAGUCAGCCCGCCUUCGGAAGGCGUGACUGCGGCCGAGCCCUGGUUCACCGAGCGCUCUCGCAGAUGGGAGGGACGGUCGUGCGAGCUGUGUGUGCACUUCGUCUCUGCGCUGGAUGGAAGCCGAGGUACAGCCAGCUGAUGAACCUCUGGGACGUUAAAGCAGCAGGCUCUAGGUGAAAACUGCAGAGACAUUGGCAGCAUAAACAGCGAUUGCUACCACUGUCAUGGAGAAGAUUGGCCGGCUGUUCAUCAACCUCCAGCAAGUCCAGCAGGUCCCUCAGAUGCUGAAGGAGGCUGCGCCCUCCCUACCCUGCACCAUGAGGGAGGGCGAGGUGCCCUGCUACCUCCGGGAGCGCUACAUCCACACCGGCUACCGCCAGAUGCACCAGGGUUGGCGCUACUACUUCCUGUCCCUCUUCCAGCGCCACAAUGAGACGGUCAACGUGUGGAGCCACCUCCUGUCCACCCUGGUGGUCCUGAUGAAGCUGUCCCAGCUGGCGGAGACGGUGGAUUUUGUGGGGGACGUCCAUGCCUGGCCCCUCCUCAUUCUCCUCCUGUCCUCUUUGGCCUACAUGAUGUGCAGCACCCUUGCCCACCUCCUCUCUGCCAAGUCAGAGUUCUGCCACUACGCCUUCUUUUUCCUGGACUACGUGGGGGUGGCGCUGUACCAGUAUGGCAGCGCCUUGGUUCAUUUUUACUAUGCCAUCGAGGGCAGCUGGCACUCUCUCCUUCAAGGUAUGUUCAUGCCCUGUGCUGCCUUCUUAUCUUGGUUCUCCUGCCUGGCCUGCUGCUACAGCAAGUACUGGAGCCACAACCUGCCAUACUGGCACCGCAAGGUGGUUCAGGUGGUGCCCUCUGGCCUGGCCUACGCCUGGGACAUCAGCCCCGUGGUGCACCGGAUCUUCUCGUGCCACCCCUGCUCCCAGGAUCCCGCGGUGUUUUUCCACGUCGGCCAGGUGGCCUUCUUCCUGUCCAGCGCCUUCUUCUUCACCCAGCCUCUACCUCAGAAGUGGUUCCCGGGGAGGUGUGACGUCCUGGGACAGGGCCACCAGCUUUUCCACGUGCUGCUGGCCCUCUGCACCCUCAGCCAGAUCGAGGCCUCCCGCCUGGACUACCUGGGCAGGCGGCCGCUCUACCAGCGUCUCCAUGGCGACGCGGCCGCCCUCCACUUCUCCCUCCUGUUUGUCUUCACUGGAGCCGUCAGUGCCCUGACCGCUGUUGUCAUGAGUGGGAAAGUCCGCAGCUCCCUUGACCACAGAGACAAACUGAAGUGAAGACCCGCUGAUCUUGGUGUUAAUGCCCUAGCCUGUGGUUUAAGGAUGCACUAUAAGUGCAGCCUAUUGCUCUUGUACUUUUUCACUGCUAACACCUUAUUAUUGCUGCAGACGUGCUCUACAGUAUCGCUCGGACUGUGAAGACUAAUUGCUUGAGAUAUGCGAGUACUGUUUUGAAGUCUCUACUGUUCUCGAAGUGCCUUCCUGUCUGCCACAAAAAUGCAGAGCUUCUCUUCUAGUACAGCGCCUGUGGAGAAUGAAGGUCUAUUUCUGCAAAGGUCGUUUGUGUCUAUAUUUUGUGUUUUUAGCUGUGCAAAAAUACAGUAGUUGGAGGUCCCGUUACGUAUGCUGGUCCACUGCAAGGGCAUUAUUUUCACAGCUUGGAUCAAAUCUGUUGUUCUUUUUAAAUCAAAUGUUCCCAUUUUUUUUUGUGGUCACAGACAUUGGUGGAAUAUGAAUGUGUUAAAUUCCCAGAUAGGGUCUGCCCCCCCCCACACACCCCUGUAUUGGAUGAAGCAGUUAGAAAGGAGAUGGAUGGAUGCUGGUUUUUUAUGUUAGGUUUUCUACAUUGACCCAAAAAAGGUUAGAUUUUUAAUUUCACCAGGGCCUGGUUAAAUGUGCAUAAUGCGCAUUAAAUGCGGAUAGAUUUAAAAUAAGACAGAAUGUGCAUCCUUGCUUGCAUUUUACACACAUGUCUAAAUGCAAUCGCAAGCAAAGCACAGGACAACAUCAGUAUUCUUUAUUUAUGCUGAUUUGUUGUCAGAGCUGAGGUUAAUAAAUUAAAAUGAGACCCGUGGACUCUAUAUCACUGAAAUAUGUUGCACAGCUUUCUUCAUAGGGAGCAGGGGUGGAAUUUGCACAAGGUAAUCCAAUCAACAAUAAGGUACAUGUUAAUAGUUCUGUUAAAGAAGAUGCUCAUGGAGUCUUGUUAGUAGCCAUGAGCACCGAAAUCCACAGAGUUUAAGAAUCAUGAAUGUUUCACUUCCAAUAGCCUUUUCCCCAGCUGCACUGUAACACUGACUGCUUGUUUUGCGAAUGUCUUUGGCCUGUUUGACGGGUACAGUCGGGUCUUGCCAAAUUUGUUGCAUCCCUGAACUCUUUGGAUUUCUGCUUUGCUUUUUGUCUUGUUUUUUUUUGUGCUCCGUGCUGUCUGUCACCAGCCAGCGUAGGCAGCAGUGCUGAUUGGCUGGGGCACAGAGAUCACCAUGGGGACUGCUCACGAGGCAGCAGUCCUGCCCAGCUCCUGUGAUGAAUGUGCUGUGCUAGAACAGGCAAGAGGACGAUCUGCAUAGUGGAUUAGUUCAGAGGUUGCUUUCCUUUAUUCUGUCCUCUUUGGCGAGUUUGUGUUCAUUUUGAAAAGAAAAAAAGACAAUACAGUAUACAGAAAAUAUGAAGGCAGUUGCUGGUAGUAUUCAGUUAUUGUAUAAAGGGGACAUCUUAGGCCAUACAAACCCAUUAAUCAAGCCGCAUUCUGAGCUGAUAAAAGCCUGUUGCUCUGCUAUAAUUGAGAGCUAAUUCCCCUUGUUGAGAUCAGGAUGUACAGGUAUGUAUUAACGAGCAACCAUGCAUCAGGCUUCCCACUGAGCUUAGGGCUGAAACUAAAACAGACAUAAUUUCAUUUUUCACCAUUAGCCCAUAACACACGUAAGCACAUAGGAGCACUUUGAAUAAUAACCUGGGCUGCAUUCAGGAAACACCUAAAUCCAUCAUGAUGCUGCAAGACAGAAGCUGGCGUUGUUGAACAUUGGUGACAGAGUGCUCUAAGGAUGUUGGUAAAAAUAUAGUUAUUAAAUCUAAUUGUUUAUGGAGGGUUGCCCAGGUGGGAGAGUCACCUGGUGCAUGCUGCAGUGGGACAGUCUAGGGAAAAUGAUAAAGUAAAGCUCCUGAGAGCAGGUAGGUGCCUGCAGUCCAGCUGUCCUGGAUUCUGCUCUGGGUUGUGUCAUAUGCUCCGGAUCUCCCUGGGAGAAUCGGAGCAGGCUGAAUACCGCUGGGGUUAGUCGGGAUCGAGACAGUGAGAAUUGUGCCUGUCCUGCUGUCCAGGGCGUCAGUUCUGCUGUUGGUGGAUCAAGCUUAGUGCCUGACUGCACGUACGAAAGCGUUGUGUGUGCGUCGUCUUCAUCUUCAGUGAGCUGAGCUCGGUGAGGAAUGGCAGUUCCAAACUGAGGUGCAGUAGUGUUAAUUUGACCUUGUAAAAGAAAAUAUAUCGCAAAGAAAAAAUACUAUCUCUAAACUUUUUUUUUAGAUGUAGCAUGUAAGAUAAUUCUGCAACAUGUUUCACAUCUGUGUUAUGAAUUACUGUAAGUCAUAGUUUGCCACUGUAAGAUAAAUGCUCUUGCCUAACAUUUCUGUGGCACAAAGUCUCAUUUCAAGUGAUUUUUAAUGCAUACACAUGGCAACAAAACAACAGUAACUUACAAUCUCACUUGCCGCACAGAAGAGAUUAAUGCAGGGCUGUCCCAUCCUGGUGGGCUGGUGGUUUUGCAGAGCUGGGCAAGACAUGGAUAAUGUCAUCAUUUUCUUUUAAUUAUCCUAGUAGGUUUUCUUUUGCUCUGAGCUAUAAAAAUGUAUGUGCACCUUUUUAGUGCCGCUGUACAUAGUGAAUAUCAUGCCUAUUUAUCACUUUUGUUUUGUAAUAAAUUGUAAAAAAAAAAUCAGUCACUGUGGUGAUUUAUAUUUGAAGGCAUUUUUAGCAUUUUCUCAUCACUUGUUUGUUGUUAAUGGUCGCCCUCUGGUGGCCAGAAGUUGCUUGUGCAUUGAUCUCAGUACACCUAUUGUGAUACUAAUGAAAUAAUUUCCUGUUGCUGUCCAUCACAAUGUAUGUUCUAUAAAUGGAGAGUUUUGUUCAAUCACGGAAGCUAGAUAGUAAAAUCUUCUCCUCUCGAUUGUAACCGUUCUUAUGUAACACUGAUUCUGACGCUGUAGAUUUGACCACUGACAUGUGCCAAGUCCGAACACAAGAUGCAUUGUGUCUGCAAGCCUAAUAUUCUCAACUUCUGAAUCAAGGUUAUCUAGUGUUGAACUACAGUUAUGCUCCAAUGAUACUUCCAACCUAGAAUAAACCACUUCUAGGUUUCUUAAAUUCAUUCAUGCAAGUGGUAAUUGAGUUUUUCAAC
This is a messenger RNA of Lepisosteus oculatus (spotted gar), 4658 nucleotides long. It is a transcript of the gene paqr7a, whose product is annotated as progestin and adipoQ receptor family member VII, a. Gene Ontology annotation, cellular component: plasma membrane. Gene Ontology annotation, biological process: response to steroid hormone. NCBI's taxonomy places the organism in Eukaryota, Metazoa, Chordata, Actinopteri, Semionotiformes, Lepisosteidae. Gene Ontology annotation, molecular function: steroid binding; nuclear steroid receptor activity. The record is from RefSeq and is a predicted model, not a curated record.